Molecule: messenger RNA, 7647 nt
Organism: Cephus cinctus (wheat stem sawfly)
Lineage: Eukaryota; Metazoa; Arthropoda; Insecta; Hymenoptera; Cephidae
Exons: 9
Coding region: 669-5624 (1651 amino acids)
Cellular component (GO): nucleus
Source: RefSeq, a predicted model, not a curated record
CCGGGUUGGAGAGGGAGCGCUAGAAACGCUUUCCCCUUCAUUGUUUGAAAAAUCCCGCCUGUACCCCCCCUCCCCAAUCGAUAGAUGGCGCUCUCUAUUGUUGACUCGGAUCAAAAUGGCAGCCUGUAAUGGGCGCUCUGGGGCAACGUUGUUCGCGGAUCCCCACGAUAAAUGCUUCGUUUGACGUUAAUUUUCACGGAGUAUAUGCGAGUACCGCACCUAGCAUACUCGCGAGUGUGCACAAGCGUUAUUCUACGAAUCAUGUGAGGAUUAGAGUGCUGUCCUGUAAUAGCAGUGCCGAGUGCCGUGCGUUGGAUCGCGGACUUGUAGCCAUAUUUACUGUGUUAUCCGCUGAAAGAUCGGUCCCCAUCCCGGAUCCAGUGCAAAUACAAGUUUCUCCGAGCUCCAGCUGUUCACUGUCAAGGAGAGAAUGGAACAGCUUUCCUUCCAUUGGAAAUCAGUGUUACGAUUCUAUGAAAUAUAGAUGAUUUCCAUGUGUUUGCCAAGGAAGAAAUAAUUAAUUCUACAUUCGUGGAUAUCGGUAACGAAGUUAAGAAUCAAAAGACUAUGUUAUGCACGACUUAGCGUCUCACCGUGAUACCCUUGCAAGGCAAAGUCUGCAGAGCGCAGACCAGGUUGGCUAGGCACUCUCGUGCCAAGCGUGGGUAAUGGAUCCCGUUGGACCCUGGUAUGCCUCGUAUAACCGUUUGGCUGCGGGUAGCGCUGCUAGUACCUUCCAAGCGACGACCCCGAGCACCGGUGGCGACUUUGUAUCGCAUCAUCUGGCUACAGCAGCAACACAAGCUGUACCCUCGACGACGACGUCGCAGCUACUUUUGCAAGCUGCACAUACAACCGCAACUCUGGCGGGUCAACCUUCUCCAUUCAACCCUGGGGGCUUCCUGUCUCCACCCCCGGUGGGCUAUGACGUUUUCUCGCCGCUAUUUCAUCAUCCAAAUCCUAAGCAGGCUCACUACGUCACACAGCACAGGCAAGCAUUGGCUCAGGCCCAGGUCGCUGCUGCCACCAAACAACCGUCCACGACCGAGUCUGAUAUUUCAACCCUGCGUGAAAAUUAUAGUUCGGCGCAUCAGGCUACUUUCUUCGAACACCAACCUAAUGCAUCCUCGCCAACAACUUCGAGCCUGGCGUGGACGCACCAAAACAAUUCGCAGCUUCCAAGUCCCUUUGGUAUAUUACCUCAUGAGAGUGUCGUACCUUCAUCUCCUGGACCACCAUCCACGAAGGCCGGUGGCGCCGCGGCUUAUGAGAGUACAUUCAAUGCUCACUUUGCAGCAGCACAGACUUUGAAUAAUCUCAACUCUCAAUUGCCAUCACCCACCGUCACCACGGAUGAUUUUAAGUCCUCCAAUUAUUCGGAUACGAAGAAGGCAGUCAGCGUCAGGCCGCAGUCUCCUACAGUCACAGUAAAGCCUGUGGUAUCCACAACCGCCAAUACGAGCCAAACGUUUUUCCAACAAGCGCCAACAACCUUCAAUUCAGAGACCCUAACAAGCAAUUACGCAACGGGUAAUGCGAACCAAAGUACGAAUGCUAAAGUUCAGGCAUCUCUGCAGCAUCAACAGUCGUGUAUCGUCACGACACCGAGUAACACACCGAGUAAGGAGUAUAGAAUUCCGCAGCCACCCUCCAGGUCAACAUCGUCGACCUCUAUCUUCCUUACUGCAAACGCGUCAGUCAGAACAGCUCCAGCUCAAGUCCAGGAUAAGCAGCCCACUAGAAAUAGUAGUUUUGUUUCACCAUCAGGAAAAGCGGGCACCGCAACACAGCAAGCAAUACAAACAAAAGCGCAAACUAAAAUUUAUCCAGAGUUAAGCGCUCAUAAUGACCACAGAAGAACCGAACCCGGUCAUGAGAAUAGUCAGUCAUCACCGAUUAGCUUUUCUAUGAUGGAUUCCCGUAAUUUAAACUAUGCUACGAGUAACGCUACUAAUUGCAACAAUACAAACAGUAAACUGGCAAGUAAUCAAAGGACAUCAUCUAAUAGUAAUCUACAACAACACAAUCAACAGCAGCAGCAAUUUCACGUAUUAAGUCAACAGCAACAACAACAACAGCAGCAGCAGCAGCAGCAGCAACAACAAACGACACCUUACAGACAUUACUCAGCAGGCUCGGCUAGUGAUUCCGAGUAUCAUCAUUCAGGUAGAUCCAAAUCAACAACUUCCACAGAUUCCGCAUACUCAUCAAACACUUCCACGCAAAAUGGACCUGAUUGCGGAGUCGUCGUUCCUAGGCGACCCAGUCCUCUGCAAGCUCACUCACAGGCUAGUCCCUUGGGGCACGUACCCAGUCCAGCAUAUCCUAUGUACAACAGUCCCAUGGCAACGAUGUCUUCCCCAUCGCCGCUCCAGCAACACGGCGAGAACGGUAAUCAGUGCGCGAGUGGUGCAGCUUACAAAGCAACAGUGCAGCAACAAGUGACUCCUCCAUCGCCACUCGACGUAACUGUUCCUAGACCGGCCUCUCAGGGUCAGGUAGCCUAUUCUUCAGUGAUAACACGAGCACUCGGUGCCGCUGAAAACAAUAAGGCCUAUACUACCGAGAAUAGAAGUUAUGACAGACAGCAGCAACAACAGCAAGAGUUUGCACAAACGCCUAAGCAACAAGUUUGUUGGGAAAACGACAGCAGGCAAACGAACACAAAUAGAAAAUUUGCAGUGUCGGCUUAUACAGGCAAUACUGAAAUCAAUGCUCAGACUUUACCUGGUCAGCAACAAGCACAGAGAGUUUUGAACAUUUCUGAGAGACAACAGGCUUACUUUGACUCGAACCAAGUAACGUUGCAGGAUCUGAGCAGUUGCAGAGGUGAUCCUAUGAGUAUAGUUAAGAAUCUGCAAACGCUACAACAAGGCUCAUGUCAGGUACAGCAACAAGCUGCUGCUGCAGCCGCAGUUGUUGCUGCAACCGCUGUGCCUAAUACAGUUAACGAACAACAUAAGCAAGUCGAAGACAGACGUAAGGUGGAUACAGCUAACAAGAAGAGGAAGAAUUUCGAGAAGGGUGGACAUGGGUCUUCCUUGAAUGACCUUGCUGCUGGAGCGGCAACGAUGGAAUACUUGAGCAGAAUACCUCCACCAGCUCAUCACAAUGCUAAUCAGCAGCAACAAAAUGGAUAUUUUGAUUUUGAGAGAUGGAAUCUGGCGCCAGCACCUUCCAAAAUAUUCUCUGGUGCCCCCGGUGCAUUCAGCUCACAAUCCACGUUACAUCAUUCUACUAAUUUUGUUGGCAAUCCUGUGCAUCAGCAUCAGUCCCUCAUGGUACCCCAUCAUCAUGCGCCACCACCUAUACCAUACUUCCCUGCAUUUCACAUACCCCCGGGUCAUCAUCCUCAUCAUGCCCACGAAUUCCAAUCGGCAGUGGAAAUUACGCCUAUUGGAUUUGGUGAAAAUACCGGUAAUCAGAAUCCGAAUUAUAAUCAAGAAGUAAGAGACGAUCAGCCAAAGGUAAUUGUUCCUAAUAUCGAGGAGGAGCUCGGUUACCUUCAGCAGAAUCAACAACCUUUGCAGAGUAUGAACCAAGUCAAUAAGGAUUUGAAGCGGCCUGCUAAAGAUCCGAAUUCUGGUUUUAUGACGAGUUACCUAAAGUUUCUGCAAGGUGAAAGGGAACCUUCGCCACCGCCAGCAAUUCGUGGUGGAAGAAAAGCAACGUGGAAUAGGUCUAAGCCUUACAUGCCCGUGGAGUCCAGUAAACCUAAUGAUGGUUCAACUAAUGGUGAUAGCAUACAGAGUCAGUCGGAUAAAUCAGCACCACCUAAAGAGACUCCUACAAUCGAUUACGCUAAUGAUCCUAGAUAUUUUCCUCUACCAAAGGAAAGGAAAAAACAUAGCUUUGAUUCCAGCGAUGAUGGCUUCACUAGCGAUGAUGACUUUCCUUUCCCAGCUAAGAAAUCUGAAAAGAAGACACCCAACGCCAAUAGCACGUGCACUGCGGAUAAUUCUUUGAAGUCGGAAGGAAAAUCUAGAAAAGGUAGACCAAUUAAACCUGGUGGACCUACGGAUAGGAAAAGAAAGGCUGCAGCAGCGGCAGCGGCAGAAGCUGCUGCUAUUACUUCCAUGGGAAAGUCCUCAAAGAAGGUUGAAGAAGUGGAUCCAUUGUUACUGCCACCGAGGCGCGAGACAUCCAGGAGGAAAGCCAAGGAGAAGACGUCGGUGAAGCAAUUCUUGGAUCGUCAACAGGGUAUCGAUUAUUUUGAUAAUGACGAAGAGCAGGGUGACUCCGAUUCAGAUCCUGCUUGGACGCCGGCUGCGAAGUUGCUCGGCGACGAAGAGGAUAAGCGAAAGAAAAGAGGGCGUCCGGUCAUUACAAAAAAAUCAAGAAGAAUCCUGGACGAGGAUGGUUACUCGUCCGGCGAUCUAACGGUUCCUAAGAAAACCAUAAGAAAGAAGCACGAAAUGCCUUUGAAAAACUCGAAUAGCUCUGGAAAGAUGACUUGUAAAAUAGAUGAGAAGGUUAUUGCGUCUGCGAGCGACGAGGAUAUCGACAUUUCGCCAUUCAAGUCUGGCGAAUUCGUUGUGAUUAAGGCUGAUCUGGACGAAGAAUUUCCUGCUCUAUGGAGAAUAGACGGCAAGACUUUACUCCAGAAAUACGAACCAUUUCAGUCGAAUGGAAAAACGUUGUACAGAAACAUAUCCACGUACUCUGGCUGGGCACCGCAGAAUCGUCAUAUAUAUCAGCAGGUGCCUGUAAAGUUCUGGCAGCAGGGUAAAAUGGAAACGGUUGUCGAAUUUUUACGGGAUGAGAUGAUUCUCGACGACAGCGAGUGUAUUGAUAGAUCUAUGAAGGAUACGGAGAAAUAUCAGGACAACUUUGAAGUGUAUAUACAGACGUUGAUUUCGCAAGCAUUAGAUUCAAAUUUUCUUACAGAAAUAUUUCAAGAGCAAGAUGAUUAUUUCUUAUCAAAUGUGAAGACCGUUGACGAAAUAACAGAAGAGAGAAAACGGCGUCUACUAGCAACAACGAAAUGGCAUCCCAAUGUCGUGAAUGCGAUAUCUACCUGGCCGUGUCUUAACGUUCUAAAGGAUUUACCAGCAGCGGAGUCUAAAGGGAAACAGUGUGCUGGUUGUCAGCAAACCAAGAUACACGCAAGAGUGUUGCUCUAUGGGCAACCGUACAAUUGUACGACACUGGAAGGUUCUCCACCUCACCCUAGAGUGCCACAGGAAAAGGACUUCUUGUUGUGUCGAGUAUGUCAAGCGAAGGUGGCUCUUUAUAAUAAAGUAGCGCAUCAGAAGUAUCUGAUGUUCCUGGAGUGCGCGAGGAGAGUUACUGACAAAAGACUCGCUGAUCCUCACAAGGACACCACAAUAAUACUUAAUGAACUGUUAGCUGAUGAAGCGUGGCUGAAUCAGCUGUUUAAGGAGGUGCGAGGGAUAUGGGCUGAGAUCGACAGUAUGGAGCAACAGGUCAAAUCUAAAACGAAUCCUUCGGCAAUAUCGUCGGCCUUAACGAGUUUAGUUAGCGAAACAAACGCCAGCGUCUCGACGCAACAAAGAAACGAGGGACCUGCCAAUACUUCCGAAUCACAGGUGCCUACACUAAACGCGGAGAUCGAUUCGCAAGCGGUAGCCUGCACUAUACAAAUGGACAGUAUGCCGUCUUAGUGGUGCUACGACGAUCGUUAGGAUCAUAUGUCAUAACGGCUAAUGCGACGUGGAUAUGAUAUACGUUUCUUUUCGAACCAUCCGUGACCCCUUUGCUGGAACGGAAAGGAGUUCCAGAAGGUGGAAGGAUGAACAAAAGCGAGAAGAAACCCAGUGAUAAUGUAUACGCUCGCAAAACUAUGAAAAAGUUAAGUUCAAGGAUAAAUACCUACUAAUUGAACUGGUGAACAAAUUUUGCGCAAUACGUGUUAUCGUAAACGGUCUCGAUAAAAUAUGCGCGAAUUGCAUAAUGACGGACGAUCGUUAAAGUAAAAGUGUAAUUGUGAAGAUGCUGUAGCUAUAGUGGUAAGUAGUAGGCGACAUGUAGUGGUAAGUAAGGUGGAACGCAAGAAGAUGUACACGCACCGAGCAUAUGUAACAUAUUCACUUAUGGUAUAGCGAUUUAGGAGAUCAUGCCCAAGUUUUGCCAUUACGAGUAGCAUAAUCGAAACGAAAUUGAUAUAUAUGUGUGAAUAUAGACCUAUAGUUGUAGAGUUUGUAACGUGCAAGGUGGGAGUGUGACGUUGAAUUUAGGAAAAGGCAUUUUGAGAGAAUAGAAGAGACAGUAGAAUAUAGUUGUUUGGGCUGCGUGAUUCGAUGAGAUAACAAUAGGAAUAUAAAGAUGGCGCCGGGAUGCUAUGGUUGCAGAGCUAGAAUUGACACGGCACGAUGGCCAUUUCCUUUUGUGUAACAUACGUAUACAUCACACCAUACACACGAAGAUCUAAUCACGAUGAAAGAUGAAAUGAAAAUUCGCCUUAGACUUUCUCUCAAGACAAAUUAGUACAGCCAGAACGUAAACUCACGGUAUUCAUAAAGAACUUAGUACUUUUCGAAUAUGUUUCUACUAUUUAUCGAUGCAACUUGUAAAAAGCAUUAUUUUGCAAGCUUGGAUAACUUAUAACUUUUCAUAAUGAGAAUUCAGGGCGAACGUAUUCCAAUAUAAUGAGAACAAUACUUUUCUCUACUGAAAUUAUUCUAAAAAAUUGCAUUCUAUGUUGGUCUGCAAGGAUCUUUUAUUGCAAAGAAUGCGCUAAAAUUUAAACGAUCUUCAUUCUCUUGAAGUAGCAUCGUAUUCUUAGUUUUUGAUAGAGUGACUCCAGCAGUAAAUUGACAGGCCCCAGUAAAUGGAUAUUUUCAGGUAAAUUAUAUCUAUAUACAGUGUUUUUAACACGGGUCUUCAUUUACUGGAGUGUUUCUUACUAUUCAUUUACUGGUGGAUUUAAUCUAGCUAAGCCAUUGUCUUUCGAUUAAUUGAGACAUCCGCUCAUCGAAUCCUUUUUUUAAUGUAAAUUAUCAAUCUUUUCUUGCGCAAAAUAAUUUAGACCAUCUCUUCUUACAAUGCAGUCAUAAUUAGUAAAGUAAAUUAUCCGACGAGUACCUUCCAGAGUAACAGUCUGCGUCAGUGAUUUCUCGAAGGAAGCCUGAAUGAUUUUAAUAUUUUUUAUUCACGACUGAGCUAUAAUAGCCACUUUAUUCCCUGAAAAGCAGGACUAAAGUAGCAUUUUAUUCCCGCAUAUUUGGUUUUCCCGCAAAUUUACUUUAUUUCCGCAAAAUUUUGAAUUUUUUUUAAUUUUGAAAAUUUUUGAAAACUUGAAAGUUUUGAAAAAGUGAAAAAUUUAAAAAUUUUGAAUUUUUGAAUAUUAGAAAAAACGUAUAUUUCCAUCAUAAUGACGGUGGCUGAUUUGGUUCCACUUUUCAGGGAAUAAAGUGGCUAUUGUAGUUCAGUCGUAAAUAAAGCACUAUAUGUAACACGAGAGUAAAGUCGGUUAUUCCCGCGGGUGAGAGCUUCGCUCGGGCAGUACACUCUCACCCGCGGGAAUAAUCAACGACUUUACUCCCUUGUUGCAUAAUGUGCUAUUAUGUAACUCAUGCAUGAAAAACACUACUUUUCGUGCCUCCGAAGUGUGGCGAAAGUGGCGCUUUAUAUCUAUGGAUACGAUAAAAAUGCUGCGCAUGCGCAAAUCGGCCCAAUUUUACAUUA